CAUGCAGUUCCUGGCUCUCUUUCUCCUUGUGGCCCCUGUGGCUUACACUCUGGCUGCUCCAGACCCCACCACAUUCUGCCUGCCAGAAAAGAGUACCGCACUCAUCUUUGGCUUGACUAGUCACAUCCAGGCAAACGUGUCCAUUGACUUCACUCAGAACAAAUUUGUAACUGUCACUGCUCAAGGAAAGAGAGUGUCAGACCUCAAUACUAACAUCACCUACUUGGUUGACGCAACAGGUGCAUGUACCAAGGAGCCUCUGCCUGUACUUGGGUAUAUGACAAGGUGUCUUCCAGCAAACAGCGUAUUCCUUGGUACAGUCUUCGAGGGUUUCGUCAACAAAGUCAACCUGAACGCGUGGCUGAUCCCUGUGAACAAGGACACCAAUGUGACUCUGUUGACGUACACAGAGCCUGGACAAACUGACUCUUACUUCCUGCUCAGGAGAGAUGAUGCUCCACAAGGACAGCGGAUUAUCUUUGUCAGCAACCCUGUCGCUUCCAUCGCUGACUCAUCCGUUUUCAACGUUCCCGCCGUGUGCCCAGACAGUCUGGCGUUUUCUCUCUUCCACAAACUGUCAGUUUAACGAUGACCCAGAUCUAGCGUCUGUCGGUUAAACUGUCAGUUUGUCGAUGAAUGAACUGUACGUGUAAAGGCACCCAAGAAGGAAUUACUAAGAUCAAGACCAUUACUUUGAAUGAUGGUCCAAAUUGACAGCUCUUGUUUGUAUAAAUGUUAUUAAAUUAUUUUGAUGAACUUUGCAAAUAAAUUAUAGUGUU
Aplysia californica (California sea hare) is the source of this 779-nucleotide messenger RNA. RefSeq lists its product as uncharacterized. The transcript has 5 exons. NCBI's taxonomy places the organism in Eukaryota, Metazoa, Mollusca, Gastropoda, Aplysiida, Aplysiidae. Bases 2 to 586 code for a protein of 194 amino acids. The record is from RefSeq and is a predicted model, not a curated record.